AUGAGUGGAUUACGUUUUCUCGAUUUAAUCAAGCCCUUCACGCCCCUCCUGCCGGAGGUGGCCUCUCCGGAGACCAAGGUGCCGUUCAACCAGAAGCUCAUGUGGACGGGGUUGACCUUGUUGAUCUUCCUGGUCAUGAGCCAAAUGCCACUGUAUGGCAUUGUCUCGUCUGACACCUCCGAUCCGCUGUACUGGCUGCGUAUGAUGCUGGCCAGUAACCGGGGUACGCUGAUGGAAUUGGGUAUCACCCCCAUUAUCUCCUCCGGCAUGGUGUUCCAGCUCCUUGCGGGAACCCACCUCAUCGAUGUCAACCUCGACCUCAAGACCGACCGCGAGCUGUACCAGACCGCUCAGAAGCUGUUCGCCAUUAUCCUGUCCUUUGGCCAGGCUUGCGUUUACGUCCUUACCGGUCUCUAUGGUCAGCCCAGCGACCUCGGUGCUGGUAUCUGUGUUCUCCUGAUCGUGCAGCUGGUGGUUGCCGGCUUGGUUGUCAUUCUCCUGGAUGAGCUGCUGCAGAAAGGAUAUGGUCUUGGAAGCGGAAUUUCGCUCUUCAUCGCCACCAACAUCUGCGAGUCCAUCGUCUGGAAGGCCUUUUCUCCCACGACUAUCAACACCGGCCGUGGCCCCGAGUUCGAGGGCGCCAUCAUCGCUCUCUUCCACCUCCUGCUGACUUGGCCCGACAAGCAGCGUGCUCUGCGGGAGGCCUUCUACCGCCAGAACCUCCCCAACAUCAUGAACCUUCUGGCUACUCUUCUGGUCUUCGCGACUGUUAUCUACCUGCAGGGCUUCCGUGUCGAGAUCCCCGUCAAGUCUGCCCGCCAGCGUGGUGUGCGUGGCUCGUACCCUGUUCGCCUCUUCUACACCUCGAACAUGCCCAUCAUGCUUCAGUCCGCCCUGUGCUCCAACAUCUUCCUGAUCAGCCAGAUGCUGUACUCGCGCUUCUCGGACAACCUGCUCGUCCGUCUUCUGGGUGUGUGGGAGCCUCGUGAGGGAUCUGCUCAGCUGCACGCCGCGUCCGGUAUUGCCUACUACAUGUCCCCUCCUCUGAACUUCAAGGAGGCUCUUCUGGACCCGGUUCACACGGCUGUGUAUGUGACCUUCAUGCUUGUCGCUUGCGCUCUCUUCUCCAAGACCUGGAUCGAGGUCUCCGGCUCCGCCCCGCGUGACGUUGCCAAGCAGCUCAAGGACCAGGGUCUCGUGAUGGCUGGACACCGUGAGCAGAGCAUGUACAGGGAGCUCAAGCGCGUGAUUCCCACUGCGGCUGCCUUUGGUGGUGCUUGCAUUGGUGCUCUGUCUGUUGCCUCGGAUCUCCUUGGCGCCUUGGGUAGUGGAACGGGUAUUCUCCUUGCCGUGACCAUCAUCUACGGAUACUUUGAAAUAGCCGCCCGAGAAGGAGACUUUGGUUCUGGCCUGAAAGGCCUUGUUCCUGGCAACUAA
Rasamsonia emersonii CBS 393.64 is the source of this 1437-nucleotide messenger RNA. RefSeq names its product Protein transport protein Sec61 alpha subunit. The coding region runs from base 1 to 1437 and encodes 478 amino acids. Gene Ontology annotation, cellular component: membrane; Sec61 translocon complex. Lineage: Eukaryota; Fungi; Ascomycota; Eurotiomycetes; Eurotiales; Trichocomaceae. The record is from RefSeq and is a predicted model, not a curated record. Gene Ontology annotation, molecular function: transmembrane protein transporter activity; signal sequence receptor activity; ribosome binding. Gene Ontology annotation, biological process: SRP-dependent cotranslational protein targeting to membrane, translocation; post-translational protein targeting to membrane, translocation. The transcript is spliced from 5 exons.